AUGGAGGUGCAGCCCCCCCCGGCGGUGCCCGAGCCCCCCACCCUGCUCAAGUCCUACAGGUGGCGCACGACCCCCCCGGGGGGUUCCGAGCGGGCCCCCGAACGGGCCGGGGGGUCCCCCGGGAGCCGGCGCUGGGCGCGGCUGCAGGGCUGGAAACGCUCCUACAGCCACCCCGAGAGCCACGGGGGGGGGCCCGGGGGGGUCCCCAAGGCCGCGACCCGGCGGUCCCUGUUCCAAAGGGCCUUCUCGGCCCCCUCCAAGGGGCACAAGGACCCCCCCCCGCACAAGGACCCCCCCCCGCACAAGGACCCCCCCCCUGCACAAGUACCUGCGCUCCGUGGGCAGGAGGAGGAGCCCCGGGGACAGGGCGGAGAGGGGGGGACACGAGGGGACAGGUACGGGGGGGGCGCCAGCGCCCACAGGACGCCCCCGGUGCCGCCCGAUGCCCCGGUGUGGGACGUGUCCCAGUUCUCCCUGGUGGACGGACACCUGGUGCUGGUGGGCAGGGACGAGGAGGCUUCCCACCAGAGCAGGAACCGUGCUGGCAGCUCCAACUCCGAGGGCAGGAGGGACCCUGACGCGGCCGCGGAUGAGAGGAACGCCCGGGACAGCGAGACCCCCCCCAGCUCCCAGCUCAGCAACGUCAAGGGGCUCCUGUGGAAGAGGCUCCGCGAGAGGAAAAGUCGCGGCGGCGGCACCAAAGUGGAGACCCCGGCGGGGACCGGCCCCGAGGGCGAGAGGGUGCCCAGCCGGAGCGGGUCCCGGGAGUCGGUGCACCCCCCGGCCGAGCUGGACCUGAGCGGGGACUCGGUGAUCGUGCGGCCGGUGCACGGCAGCCUUGUGGGGGAGAGGUUCUGCUUCCAGGUGAUCACGGGCCAGGGCAGCAGCUCCUUUGGCUGCACCUCCCUGGCCGAGCGCGACCGAUGGAUCGAGGAGCUGCGCCGGACAGCACAGCCCAACAAGGACAGCUGCGAGCGCCUGGAGCUGUCUCUGAGCCUGUGGGUGUACGAGGGCCGGGAUUUGCCCCCGCGGCGCCGCCUGCGCUGCCACCUCCAGCUGGACGGGACCCUCUUCGCCCGCACCACGGCCAAGGCGGCGGGCGCCGACGGGGGGCUCUUCUGGGGGGAGCUCUUCCAUCUGGCCGCCCUCCCGCCCGCCCGCGCCCUCACGCUGGCGCUGUGCCGCGACGACCACCCCGCCGGGCCGCCGGUGGCCGCGGUGACGGUGCCGCUGGCCGAGCUGGCGGCGGCGCGGCAGCCGCUGGAGCGCUGGUACGCCCUGAGCGGGCCCGGCGGAGGUGGUGAGCGGGCGCCGGCGCUGCGGGUGCGCGGGCGGUACCGCGAGGUGCGGGUGCUGCCCAUCGUGCGCUACAAGGAGCUGGCCGAGUUCAUCACCUUCCACUACCGCCAGCUCUGCGCCCGCCUGGAGCCCGCCAUCGCCGCCCGGCACAAGGAGGAGCUGGCCGGCGCCCUGGUGCGCGUCCUGCAGAGCACCGGCAAGGCCAAGUCGUUCCUCAUCGACCUCGGCGUGGCCGAGCUGGACCGGUUCGACGAGCGCGAGGCCCUGAUCUUCCGCGAGAACACCUUGGCCACCAAGGCCAUCGACGAGUACAUGAAGCUGGUGGGGGGCAAGUACCUCCAGGACACGCUGGGGGAGGUGGUGGCCCAGCUCUGCAGCUCAGACGAGAGCUCCGAGGUGGAUCCCAGCAAAUGCUCCGACCUCGACCUCUCCAACAACCAGAACAACCUGCGGCAGGUCUGCGAGGAGACCUUCCGGCGCAUCGCCCGCGCCUGCGACGCGUUCCCGGCGGAGCUGGGCGAGGUGUUCGCGGCGUGGCGGGAGGAGUGCGCGGCGCGGGGCAAGGCGCCCAUCGGGCAGCGCCUGGUGUCGGCCUCGCUCUUCCUGCGCUUCCUCUGCCCCGCCAUCAUGUCCCCGAGCCUCUUCGGCCUCGUCCAGGAGUACCCCAGCGAGGCCACCGCCCGCACCCUCACCCUGGUGGCCAAGGUCAUCCAGAACUUGGCCAACUUCACCACGUUUGGCGAGAAGGAGGCCUACAUGGGCUUCAUGAACGAGUUCCUGGAGCGCCACCGGAGCCCCAUGGCCGAGUUCCUGCAGAGCGUGGCCAGCCCCGAGAGCAGCGCCCACAUGGCCACCUACGACGGCUACGUGGACGUGGCGCUGGAGCUGGCCACGCUCCACCUGCUGCUCUGCGACAUCUUCUCCAGCCUGGACCAGGCCACGCAGGAGGAGCUGGAGCCGCUGCCCACCAUCCUCACGGCCAUCAGGGAGGGCACCCCCGUGCCCGUGUCCGUCCGGCUCAGCUCCACCGCCAGGAGAAGCCCCUCGGAGCCCUCCAAGCCGGGCUUUGUGCCACCACGGGACCUGAGCAAGCACAGCCCCCUCAUCAAGAGCCAGUCCCUCACCAGCAUCCGCCGCGUGCGGGGCCGCGAGGACGGGACGGAGCCGGAGCCGGAGCCGGAGCCAGAGCCAUCGCCAGCCCCGGUGCCAUCCCCGGUGCCCGGUCGGGAGCGCCGGAACGUCCAGCGCACCCAGAGCGUCCCGGUGCAGGCCAAGGCCCCGCGGCGCCCGCGCCACCAGGGCAGCGCCGAGCUCGAGGUCGAGCCACCGCCCGGGGAUGGCACAGGGUCACCCGGCACCGGCAACGCCCCGCUGCGCUCGUCGGCGUCGCUGCCCCGCAAGUCGACGGUGCCGUGGCAGCGCUUGGCGGAGGACACGGAGGCGCGGGCCGAGCUCUACGCGCUGCGCCCGCUCGAGAAGCACGGGCGGCUGCUGGAGGCGCUGCGGGACGAGGUGUCGGAGCUGCGGGAGCGGCUGGAGCGGGCGGAGGCGCGGGCGGGACGCGCCGAGGAGCAGCACCGGGAGCGGCUGGAGCGACUCCGGCAGCAGCUCGAGGAGGGAAACGCCCGAGCCGCCAACCUGGCGGCCAGGCUGACGGCGGCCGAAGGCACCAGGAAAAAGGACCUGGAGAGGCUGAAGAGCAACGAGGAGAAGAACCGGGAGCUGGAGCGGCAGCUGGCGGCGCUGGAGCGGGAGCAGUCGGAGCUGCGCGGGAUCCUGGCCCAGGCCCUGGGACCCCCCGGCAGGAUGAGACCCCGGGGGCCAGCGCGGGGCUGGGACGAGAGCGGGGAUGAGGCCCAGGCCACCAGCGUGUGACACGUGUCCCAAAGUGUCCCCAGAGCGUCCUCAGGGUGUCCUCAGGGUGUCCUCAGGGUGUCCCUGCAGCCCCGUCCCCAACCUGCUCCGGGGGGAUUCCGAAGGGUGUUUAAUCCCGAUCCCAUGGGAAUAAACAGCAUUAG
Messenger RNA from Chiroxiphia lanceolata (lance-tailed manakin), 3317 nucleotides. It is a transcript of the gene RASAL3, whose product is annotated as RAS protein activator like 3. NCBI's taxonomy places the organism in Eukaryota, Metazoa, Chordata, Aves, Passeriformes, Pipridae. The record is from RefSeq and is a predicted model, not a curated record. Gene Ontology annotation, biological process: regulation of GTPase activity. The coding region runs from base 1 to 3174 and encodes 1057 amino acids. The transcript is spliced from 18 exons.